Molecule: messenger RNA, 216 nt
Organism: Hyphopichia burtonii NRRL Y-1933
Lineage: Eukaryota; Fungi; Ascomycota; Pichiomycetes; Serinales; Debaryomycetaceae
Exons: 1
Source: RefSeq, a predicted model, not a curated record
CCAAACACCAAGAGAGACGCCAACUCUGAAGAUGUCGUCAAGAGAGAAGCCGAUGCUGAAGCAAGAUACUUAGGUUACUACUUAUUCGAGCCAAACACCAAGAGAGAUGCCAACUCUGAGGACUUUGCUAAAAGAGAAGCCGAUGCUGAAGCAAGAUACUUGGGUUACUACUUAUUCGAACCAAACACCAAAAGAGACGCCAACGCAGAAGCUUAA